This is a messenger RNA of Linderina pennispora, 1891 nucleotides long. RefSeq names its product acetyl-CoA synthetase-like protein. The record is from RefSeq and is a predicted model, not a curated record. NCBI's taxonomy places the organism in Eukaryota, Fungi, Kickxellomycota, Kickxellomycetes, Kickxellales, Kickxellaceae. The transcript is spliced from 2 exons. The coding region runs from base 59 to 1699 and encodes 546 amino acids. Gene Ontology annotation, molecular function: CoA-ligase activity.
CUCCUUUUCUCUUCUCAUUUAUUCUCUUCUUUUGUCACUGCCUCAUCACUUUGAUAUCAUGAUUUUUAAGAGUAUCGCACCACCUGUUGAAAUUCCUACAGUCGAUAUCCCGACUUACUUCCUGUCGGCCGCCAAGGCCAACGGUGCCAAGCUCGACACAAAAGCGUUUAUCGAUAUCGGUGCCCAAGCGACGCUGACAUACGGCCAACUCGAUUACAUGCAUAACAGGAUUGCCUCAGGGCUGGUGAAUGAUUUUGGCAUCAGCAAAGGCGACAUUGUCAUGAUAUUCGCCACAAACUGCAUACUCUACGCACCGACGUACUAUGGGAUUCUGGCUGCUGGCGCAGUGUGCUGCACGGCAAGUAGUGCGUUCAAUGCUUCCGAGCUUGCGUAUCAGCUAAACGACUGCAAGGCAAAGGUUGUUUUUACCACCAAGCAGCAGUGGCUGGUCAUUAGCCAGGCCAUGGAUCAAGGGCUAGUUGAUAUCCAACCCCACAACAUCAUUGUAUACGGAGAAUCGCUACCGGGUUACUUGUACAGAAGCUUCCGCAGCGUACUUUCAGACAAGCCGUACAGGCGCCUGAGUAUUAAAACGAAAGAUGAAGCAGCCAGCACGCCGGCAUUGAUUGUCUACUCGUCGGGCACCACUGGUCAGCCAAAGGGCGUUGUGCUGAGCCACCUCAAUAUGGUCAGUGGUAGCACUAGUCUGAACAGCUUGGCUGCGUUCCUGGCUCUCAAGAGUGGGAUCAAGCCAGGCAGUGCGGUGCAGCGCUAUCUCGUCAUUUCUCCGUAUGCGCAUAUUUUUGGACUCGCUACAUUUCUGCACAAUCAUGUUGCGAAUGCCAAGACGCAGUAUAUUCUGCCUCAAUACAGCAUCGACGCAUUCUUACAGGCAAUUGCCCGUUUCAAGAUCCAAGCCACGACUGUCGUUCCCAGCAUCCUCACGCAGAUUGUAAAGCACCCGAAUUUGAGCAAAUAUGAUCUAUCAUCGCUUCAGUAUAUGGCAUGUGGUGCUGCCAGCGUAACCAAGGACACCCUAGAGGGUGUAUCUAGACUUCUUCCAGCCAGCCCUUCCCAAGGAUACGGCUUGACGGAGGUUUGUGGCGGAUUCACCCUCAUGUCGUCUUAUUUGCCAAUCGCUGGCUCGGUUGGUUUCCAUGCCCCGAACUGCGAGGUCAGGUUCGUUGAUGAGAAUGGCAACGAACUCGGCGCUGACCAGGAAGGUGAGCUGUGCGUCCGUGGGGACAGAGUCAUGAUGGGCUAUCUCAACCUGCCUGAAGAAACUGCGCGGGUUAUCGAUGGGUACGGGUUCUUUCAUACAGGCGACAUCGGGUACAUCAACGAAACCGGCCAUAUUUUCAUCACCGACCGGAUCAAGGAGCUGAUAAAGUACAAGGGCCAGCAAGUAUCUACUGCAGUCAAGGAUGCUGCAGUCAUUGGAAUUGAUGACCCGCAGCGCGGGACCGAGGUCCCCAUGGCAUACGUGGUGCUGGACGACAUAGCCAAUCGAACGGACAGGGGCAGGGCUGCUAUGUUGUGUAUGGAAGUUCAGGCGUUUGUUGCGGCCAGGGUUGCUGGACAUAAACAGCUGCGCGGUGGUGUCACAACCAUCAACGCUAUUCCGCGCAAUGCAUCAGGCAAGAUACUACGGCGCGAGCUGAAGACGCGGUAUCUGGCAAGGACCAAUGCGAAGCUGUAGGCCCAUGAACCCAAUUUCAAGUGCUGCAGCACUGGCAAUCGUAGCUGAUGUUGUGGUUUCAGCUUCCGAAUAUCCUUUGCUGUGUAGAUCGCUACAGGGUCAUUGGCCUGCAUCAUUCGAUUACGGUGACACAUGAUUUGCAUAGAAUGUGGAUGCGAAUAAAUUCAAGGCGCCAUCGCUUGUCUUCAUCUC